This is a messenger RNA of Fundulus heteroclitus (mummichog), 1000 nucleotides long. RefSeq names its product MIS12 kinetochore complex component (gene mis12). The record is from RefSeq and is a predicted model, not a curated record. The transcript has 3 exons. The coding region runs from base 1 to 774 and encodes 257 amino acids. Gene Ontology annotation, biological process: kinetochore assembly; mitotic cell cycle; protein localization to kinetochore. NCBI's taxonomy places the organism in Eukaryota, Metazoa, Chordata, Actinopteri, Cyprinodontiformes, Fundulidae. Gene Ontology annotation, cellular component: chromosome, centromeric region; nucleus.
AUGUCGGUGGUGACAGAUAUGGAAGAAGAAGAAGACGCAGAAGACGCAGAAGAAGAACGUCAGCCGUUCAACAUCGCGCGGGAAACAGCGUCAGAGAUGGAUCCUGUAGAGGCAGGAGAGGAGGAAAACUACCACUUCUCUGAUUCGUCUUUAAACCUCUACGAAGCGCAGUUUUUCCGCUUCACCCCUCGGACCUGCAUGCUGCGGAUCAACAGCGCCUUCCAUGAAUGUCUGUGCGACAUUUUAGCCUUGGUGGAGAAGGUGUGUGUCCGGGAGCUGGGGAAGGGCCAGCCGGACGGGGCCGAGGAGAAGCUCCGGUUCAGGGCCAGAGAGUGCAGCCGCCAGCUGCAGCAGUUCCUGGAGAAGCGCUUCAAGCAGCUGUCGGGGCGGAUGGAGGCGCUGCUGAUGAGCCGAUGUUUCACCAUACCGCCGAACGUCCUGCUGCCAGAGGACCGCUCCCACAACAAAUGCCCGGAGGACGUCCAGGAAGUGCUGAAGGUGGAGUCCUCCCUAGCAGACCUCCACAGAGCCUACGAAGCCGAGGUUUGUGCCAGACGAGCUCUGCUAGCUGAGCUGGAGGAGCAAAAGGAGGUGCAGACGCAGCUGGACGACAUCCUGGCGUGGGUCAGAGAGAUGCAGGCAGCGUGGGCGAAGGAAGGACACGGCAGUUUCCAGGAAAGCUUCUGCCUCGUGAUGGAUUACACAAAGAAACUGCAGAGGGUUGUUAAAGAGGUUCUGGUCCACAGCAAAACCCUCAACGAAACUGAAACCUGAGGUGUAAAUAAUAAAACGGAUGGGUAACGUUUUAAUGUUUCAGGAGUUCAUUUUUUUUACUUUUUUAUUUUUUGUCCAGGUGUUCUAUACAUGCACAUUAAUCAGCAUUUAGCAACAAUAACAGCACGUCGACUUUCCACAAGAAGCAACACCACUGGCGUCCAACAGGGGGCGCUCUGUUUGGAUCUUUGGAGAAAUGUGUGUCAAAUAAAUUAAUUCUAAUUUA